UCUCUCUUCUUCCAUCAUAACACAUUAACUAACCAAAGUUCAAUUGUACACAAAAUGGCACAAAAACUCAUUCUCCCAUUACUAGUCAUAUUCCUCUCACUCUUCUUAGAGUCCUCCCUAGCCAAACAUAACUCUCAAACAAUAACCUACAUAGAGUCUUCUUGCAAUGGUACCCUCUACCCUAAACUUUGCAUUCGUUGUCUUAACAAAUUUUCUCAUUCCACCAUAAAUGGACCUCAACACUUAGCCCAAGUUGCCUUAUCCGUGAGCCUCUCUAGAGCCCUACAAACAAGAGGGUACCUUUUGAAUGUUGCUAAAGAACUCAAAGCAAUUGAUCAUAAAAACAAAAGAUUGUACCUAACCGUGCAAGAUUGUGUGAAUCAAAUCAAUGAUAGUGUUGAUCAACUUAGCCAAGCCAUCAAAGAAUUAAAAAGGUUGAACAACUUUAACACCAUCAUCAAUGAUAAAGUGUUGUGGCAUAUAAGUAAUGUUGAGACAUGGGUGAGCACGGCAUUAACCGAUGCGAGUAGUUGUGUACAAUCGUUCCCCGGUCAUAGGAUGAGCAAAAGGGUUGCGACGAUUAAGGUCAAGGCGAAGAAUGUUGCGGAAGUUACUAGUAAUGCACUUGCUUUGUUUCAUAGUUAUGCUUCUAGUUACAAGCAAGCAGCAGCUAGAGCUACCAAGAAGCCUUGAAAAAUGUAAAAAAGUUUAAUUUGCUUAAUUAUUUUUUCACCCUUUGUUUGUUCAUGUAUAUUAUAUAAUAUACAUGUUUUUUCUUUGGGUGGUUUUAUAUUAUUAUUAAUCAAGUGUAAUAUAUGUAAAAUUUCAUUAUUAUGUGUUAAAAAAGAACUUU
Molecule: messenger RNA, 853 nt
Organism: Trifolium pratense (red clover)
Lineage: Eukaryota; Viridiplantae; Streptophyta; Magnoliopsida; Fabales; Fabaceae
Product: pectinesterase inhibitor 9
Exons: 1
Coding region: 55-693 (212 amino acids)
Biological process (GO): negative regulation of catalytic activity
Molecular function (GO): enzyme inhibitor activity
Source: RefSeq, a predicted model, not a curated record